AUGGCAACAUAUCUAAACCCUGCAGCUGAAAUAUUUAUCCCUUACCAAAACUAUUUCGUUCCUCCAUCUUAUCAUCACCACCAUCUUCAGGUAAACCCAACUUCUUCAUAUUCUUCUUACCCUCCGCUACCUUUGCCAUACUACAAAACUUAUUCUGCUCCUCCUACCACCACCACCACCACUUCAAGUCUUCCUUCUUGUCCUGCUAUUACCCCUGUUUUUAGUACUAGUACUGCUACUUGUCAUCCUCCUCCUCCUACUACUACUUCCUCUAAUUACUAUCAAUAUUCAUCACUUAGUCCAGAUUGGUAUGGAAAGGUAGAAAAAAAUGUUGUUCUUGAAGAAAACCUAAAGAAUCCAGAUGAUACUCCUAAAAAGGGAAGGGUGGGUAUGGGGAAGAUUAAGAUGUAUAUACCACCUCGUCUUGGUGGGUCUUAUCAUCAUCAACCAGCUAGUGUUAGGACUAGGUGCAACAAGGGCUAUGCCUUUGUUAACAUGAUCAACUCUAGUGGUGCUGCAAAAUUAAAACUCUUCUUGACAGACCAUAAAUGGGGGGUGUACCAGUCCAAAAAGAUUUGUAAAAUCAGCCCAGCAAAUAUACAGGGUAAAGAGGCACUGGUAAAGCGUUUUGAGAACUGCUACUUUAUGUGCGACUCGGAUAAACUUUUGCCACUUUUUUUCAGUCCAUAUCGGGAUGGAUCUGGUGGAUUUGUAGUUGGCCCUCCAUUUUAUCAAAAUGAAGCUGAUGGAGGUCUCAAGCUUACAGCAGAAUAG
Messenger RNA from Papaver somniferum (opium poppy), 774 nucleotides. Its product is annotated as protein MEI2-like 6. The record is from RefSeq and is a predicted model, not a curated record. The transcript has 4 exons. Lineage: Eukaryota; Viridiplantae; Streptophyta; Magnoliopsida; Ranunculales; Papaveraceae. Bases 1 to 774 code for a protein of 257 amino acids.